CUAGGGUAUCGACACGGUGUUACUGCCACCUUUGAGAAGGCCGUGUUUGCUUCCUGCACCUCGCUACCCGAAAAUACUUUGACAUUGCCUGCACGAAGUUGCUUCUAUGCAAUAACGCUUCUUGAGGACCUUCGAGUCUACACGUUGUAUUGGCAAGAUGUCAAUCCUUGGGCCGAAUGACCGUCGCCCCGAAGUGCAGCUCCAUGGCACAACAGUAUCGCAUUUGAAGACAUGGCGGACAGUGUACCAGGAUGACUACAGUGAUCCAAAGCUACCAGCGGGCGUACCCACCGUACGUUCGCAGAUGGCUGGCAUUACGGCGCACAUGGCGACCUUGUCCGGCAGCCACAGCCACGUGUACCAUUCGACUGACCGCCUGCCGCCGGGGCACCCACCGCUCUACACCUAUCGCUCAGCAGGAGAUGCACCGCUAGGAAUUUCGACCCGCGGUUCAGGCACCGUCACCUCGCUUAAGGACUCUGUCUUGUACGGCAAGGAGCAGACGUGGGCCCACUGGCGUGUGGCGGUGGAGGGAAAGCCCACAGACGGGCGGCGCAAGUACCGCGGCGAUGGCAAAUAGCUGCUUAACGCAUGUGGGUCGAGCAACUAAGCGACUGAUAUAUUUAGGGAAAGGUUACGCGGACUGCGGCCAUUCAUUACCUAGCCUAGGAGUUCGUCAGACCUGUGAGGGUUUUCGAGCUCUUGGGGUGUGCCAGGUAGUUGCCAAGCCCUUGGGGUUAUGAUUUGGUUUGCGUAAGGUUGCCUUGCAUAUUUUGCAGGGUGUGGCCGGUGUACUUUUUGUGUACAAUUCUUAUUUCUAACCGCAGUUCUGCAGGUGAGGGGUCUAUUCAUUGGUAGCAGUCCAGGCUGGGGGGUUCGCAGCAGUGAAAAGCGUGGUAGCAGAGGUAGCCCGAGAAACGUGGUACACUAUGUUUUGCAGCCGUUGUGUGGCGGCGGCAGGCACUGCGCUUGGAUGAAGAGCAAUAAGGUUGCGAUAAGCAUCUUUCUGAGGGCGUUGGCCCUGUGACAUGCGAACGUUAAUCGUGACGACCAUAAGCAGGAGCAAAUACCUGCCGUGCAUGUUGUGGUCCCCUUCACCCUUGAGAUGGGGUACUGGGUGCUGGUACGGGGCCAGCCUAUGGCUGUUCGGACUCCUGACAUCUUCAUUGCAACAGCUGUUACGUGCUAGACGGGUGGUUGGUGAGGGGCAGUGUUUGCUUAAUUCCGAUUUCUGGUUUCCGUUUCUGGUAUAUGUGGCAUUCCUUUGCCGUGAGCCUAGACCCGUAAGCCGUGCACGAUGCCCAGGUUGCAUGGAAGCGCGUCGGAUCAAAUUCCACAAGACGCAACUCUUGUUUCAGUCGCAACCUUAUACUUAAACGAAUGUUUGUAAUAUACAUUGCUAUGCUCUUACGUUCGGCUCAUGUAACUGCCUUGGUAUUCGGACCUAGAGCUGCGUUAAACGUUGCGCUUCCUUCUAGCGAAGCUUUUUGAAAUGAUAAAUUUAAGCACAUUUCUUGACCUUUACUGAUGUAGCACCUGCUUCUAUGUCGAGCACAGCCAGGCGUGACGAGGAGGCGGGGAGGGCCCUUCAUCCCUCCAGCAGGUCCCAAACACAGAGCACAAAGAAACGAGCUGUGUCAUCAAAAUAUGACGCUCAUAAGGUCAAGGUCUGGCUGGGUGAGAAGCAAGAUCACUACUACAUCCUAUCACGAUUCCUCAUUAGCCGCAGCCUUACGAUUACGAAGAUUCCUGGCACAAAGGCUGUUAAGAUCGCCCUGGAAUUGAAGAAGCACCUGGUUGACCACGACAAGCUGAAUGUCAGCCAGGCCGAGCUGGAGGAAACCCUGUUCGCGCUCAUGCGCGCCAAGGGCUACGGCCAGCCGUACAUCGACUGCUACCGUACAGUCUCGCAGUUUUACACGCUUCGUCAACCGCUGGUCAUCAUCGUGUGCGGGGCGCCAUGCACGGGCAAGUCCACCAUCGCCCAGCAGCUCGCAGCGCGCCUCAACAUGCCCAACGUGAUGCAGACGGACGUCAUUUGCGAGCUGCUGCGUCGAAGCUCCGGCAGCACUCUUCCACCUCAGCCCCCCUGGAGCCGGAACACCACCCACCUACCCGCCACUGCUGCUCCUGCCGCUGCCGGCACCGCUCUUGCACCCGCCGCUGCUGCUCCUGUCAUGCCCGCCGCCACUGCCGCCCGCGCUGCUGCUGCCAGCGGAGAGCCGGGCAGCUUUGGCGAUGGCAAGGGGACGGCCGGUGUGCGGGGGAAUGCAUGCGACGAUGGCAGCCAGAAGUCGUUGGCGCAGCAGCCGUUUGCUUCUCCAACAGCAGCAGCCUCCGAGCCGCAACCGCAGCCUGGGUCCGCCGCCUCCGCCUCCGUCGCCUCCUCCGCUGCGGCUGCAGCUGCCCCUCCAGCCCCAACAGCCAGGACGGCAGACAACACACCGGCUGGCCCUGACGCGCAUGCAGGGGGUGAGGGAGAGGGGCAGCCGCCGCCGCAGCAGCAGCAGCAGCCGCAUCCACAAAGCCAGCAACAGCCCUCGCAGCAGCAGCAAGAGGCCCCCCAGCAGCAGCAGCAGCAGUCGCAGCCGCCCUCCGACGUGAGCUCCUGGUUGCUUUCGGAGUUUCGGAGCGAGUGUCGGGUGGUGCGUCGCGCACUGCAGGGCGAUUUCAACAAGGCCCUGACGGACGGCAAGCCGCUCAUCGUGGAGGGCUCCCACCUAGACCCGGGGCAGCUGCUGGGGGAGCUGCAGGAGCUGGGUAUCGUGCUGCUGCCCAUGGAGCCGGUGCCCCUGACGCCCCUCAGCAGCCAGCAGAGCGAGCUCAAGUCACCGCUGUCUCCCUCGCAGCAGCAGCAGCUGUGGGGGCAGCAACUAGGGGGGUGGCAGUGGCAGCGCUCAGCACCCCAGCAGGUUCCUGAGCGGCAGCAGCAGCAGCAGUUGGAGGCGCCGCUGCUGCCGCCGCCGCCGCAGCAGCAGCCCGCUGCAGCGGAGACCUCGCUGCUGCAUGGGAGCAUGCUGCGAGGGACGGGAGGGGCUGCGGGGUCUGGCUUGGUUGCGGGUUCGACGACAGCAGUGGGGCCAGCGCCGCCGUCCGGGUCCUUGGACGCAGGUGCGAUACCCAGGUCGCCGCUACGUCACCCGAGGUCACCUCGCCGCUACCAGCAGCAAGCAUCGCCGACGCAGCAGCAGCAGCAGCAGCAGGCGCAGCAGCUAAGUGAAAAGCAUGUGUCUUGGGGUCACCUGGCGGCGGAAAUACUAGCGGCGAGCAGUGACCCACGGGUCCGUGUUCAUGACGAUGAACACGGGCAGGCGGAGCAAGGAGUUACGGGUGGGGAAUCCGGCGCCGAAGAUGACGUUGCUGACGGGGCAUCUGACGUCAACAACUACGGCGAUGCCGACACUGACGGAGCCGCCAGCGGCUGCACAUCGCCGUCUCGUACGACACUCUCGCCGUCGCCGCCGCCGCCGCCAUCGCCGCCGCCGCUUCCGCUGGCCUCGUCGGGGUCCAUGAGGAGAUCUCAGUCGCACCCGGUCAUGUCGCAGAUGGCGGCGGCGACCGCUGCCGCCGCCGGCGGCGACAACGACGAUGGCAGCGGCCCCGGCGACAUAGUUGACGGCGACGGCAGCGGGACGGAUGCUGCCGUACAAGGGUUUGUCGCCGCCACUGGCGGCGGCGGCGGCGGCCUGACAGAGGCGACUGCCCGUCAGCCCGCCGCUGCUGGCUGCCCCUUGUCACCUCGCCGGCGUGGAGGCCUGUCGGGAUGCUCUUCAGCUGCCGCCUCCGCCGGCGCCGCCGCUUCUGCCGGUCAAGUCUCAGCGCUAACCCCGUCCACCGUAGGGCCUCCCGCCCCACCAGCAGCGACAACGGCAACACCCGGGAUGCAAGUUAGCGCUUUCGCCGGUGGUGGUGGCGGUGGUGGGUCAUGCGGCGGUGGCGGUGGGUCAGGAGGUGGCGGCGGCGGCAGCGCUGGGGUCCGUGGCUUCGACCGCACGCGCAGCAGCCACUCGCUCCUGUUGGGCGCAACGGGGCCGGGUCCGGGGCCGGCGUCACGUGCCACACCGUCGCUUCCCACCUCCAUGUCGUUCGGGCGGAUGAGCAGCCUGGCUGCCGCGGACCUGCAUGUGGUGAAAAACAGUCUGGCCGGCAUCUUGCGGAUGGGCAGUGUGGCCCGUGGGUCGCGACCCAGUUUGUCACCCAGGCUAGGACGCGAGGACACAACAGGCAUGGGUGGCGGCAGCGGCGGACCCUCUCCCUGCAAGGCAGCCAGCGGCGGCGGCUCCGGCAGCGGCCGUUCUCCCUUCCUCGGCACCUUCAGCCUCUCCGCCGCAACGGGGCAGCCCCCCAGGCCCCUGCACCCUCGGCGGUCCUUCCAGGGGCACCGCAACGCGGCGGCGGGAGCCUCUCCCGGCACCUGGAGCGGGGGCGGUGCGGGAGGUGGUGCGGGAGGCGGAGGCGGUUGGGACGGCGACGCCGACACCGCCGCAGUGCAGCAAGCAACACAGGCCGGCGGGGCAGACGGAGAGAUGGUGCUGACGCCGCGGGCGGCGGCGUCUUACGCUGCCGCUGCAGCGACGGCGGCGGCGGAAGCCGCCGCAGCAACGUCUCCGGCCAUGGGAAGUGCGAGCAGCAGCCCCCAGCCGGCGGCAGCGCUACCGCCGCCGGCGGCUUCAACGGCUGAAGGGACUGAGUCGGCCGGGCCUGGAGCUGGUGGUGCGGUGGCGGGUGCUCCUGGCGGCGGCGGCGGCGGUGUGGGGCCUCGUGUCAGCGCCACCAGCAGCGGUGGGCUGGCGCUGCCGCCGCUGUUCGUACCCGUGGUGCUGCGGAUGAGCGCGGCAGACCACCGAUUGGCCCUAGAGGACAACACUGCCGUACAACCAGCCACCGGCGGCGGCGCCAGUGGCGGCGGGGGCGGCGGCGCUGGUGGCAGCAGCAGCGCUGGCGGAGGCGGCGGAGGCGGCGGUCCCGACGGUCAGGCCGACGGAGGCGAUCCGGGCGAGGGUCCGGGUUCCGAGGAGGUCCUCCGACGCGCGCAGUUCAUCCAGGACUACCUCUGUGGCUUUGAGGCGCAGGGCCUGCCUGUGAUUGAUGUCAAGUACGGGGCUUUCGGAGAGGCCCUGGACAUCCUGCAUGAGUACGUGCUCAUGUGCAUCCAGGCGGCCAUGGAUCAGCUGUGCAGCGAGAUGACCGGUGGGGCCGGCAGCAGCGAGGGACCGCCACCCUCCGCGGCACCCAAGACCGCGACAGGGGCCGGCGGGUCGGGCGCCUAAGCUGCUGCUGCCGCGCCUGCUGCUGCGACGUCUUUUAGUGCGCCCGCUGCCAGUCCCCCUGGCGCUGCUGUGCCGGAGAAGCGGAUGCCGGUUAGGAGGUGUCAGGAGGUUCAGCGGAGGGCGCUCCUGGAAGAGGGUGGAAGCUGCCGUACCUGCUGGACCAACAGGGGCCAUACGGGUUUCGGGGCUUGAGGGUGCCUGGAGGGUGUCAAGUUUGGGCGUCUCAGGAGAGGAGUGAGAUGAAGCAGUGUACGAUUAGUCAGGAUUGUUUAUUGGUGGCAGGUGAGGGCGCUUUGCCCCUCGUGCGCAAGAUUAGAACGCAUGGCAUGCAGGUCUGCCUGGCCUGUUCCGUGAUAUGGGUAUGGCCCCGGGGUCCACUAAAAUGAAUGUAGGAGCAGGCAGGAGCAUUGCAGAGAUGCAACGUUUUUCACCUGUACUUGGAGCCCACCCUCGCUAUGUUUCUUGUCCGGGGACUGUUAUAUGAGGGCUGCUUGUAGGAAGGAAAGCUUGUUAAGUAGGGGACAGAGACGUUUGGUUCACUCCCUAACAAACCGUGCGCCAGCUGCGUCUUUAAAGCACGCGGGAUGGUGACAUGGAUAUUUGGAGCAGUCAGGAGCCAGGAGCGAUAGACAGGCAGGCCAGGGAUUAAAGGG
Astrephomene gubernaculifera is the source of this 5923-nucleotide messenger RNA. Lineage: Eukaryota; Viridiplantae; Chlorophyta; Chlorophyceae; Chlamydomonadales; Astrephomenaceae. The record is from the annotation of a GenBank genome assembly.